Molecule: messenger RNA, 1041 nt
Organism: Prunus armeniaca (apricot)
Lineage: Eukaryota; Viridiplantae; Streptophyta; Magnoliopsida; Rosales; Rosaceae
Source: the annotation of a GenBank genome assembly
AUGGUAGCCACCGGCACAAACGAGGUUCCAAGCAUAGCAAAUUACGACAGAAAAAGUGAAGUAAAAACUUUUGAUGACACAAAGGAAGGUGUUAAAGGCCUUGUUGAUGCUGGGAUAACCAAGGUUCCAAGAAUUUUUCAUCUACCAGUAGAUCAGUAUCCCAUCAACAACACUUGUGAUUCAGAACCCACCAAAACCCAGCUCAGAAUUCCAGUCAUAGACCUGGAAGGCCUUGAAUAUGAUAACAGUCCAACCAAGCGCAAGGAGACUGUUGCCAAAGUUGGAGAGGCAUCAGAGACUUGGGGUUUUUUCCAAAUUGCCAAUCAUGGCAUACCUGUUGAUGUUUUGGAAGAGAUAAAGAAUGGGGUACAUGGUUUUUUUGAGCAAGACACUGAGGUGAAGAAGAAAUAUUACACUCGUGAUCGCUUCAGACCUGUGAUCUACAACAGCAACUUUGAUCUUUAUAGUGCACCGGCAACUAAUUGGCGGGUAGACAUACUUGUUGAGUACUCCAAGCAAGUAAUGAAGUUGGGGAAGUUGUUGUUCGAGUUGCUGUCUGAGGCGCUUGGGCUGAAGCCAAGUCACUUGAAUGACAUGGAUUGUAGUUUAGGGCUUCGGAUUCUAGGCCAUUACUAUCCCCCCUGUCCACAGCCAGAGUUAACUUUGGGUUCAAGCAAGCACUCUGACAAUGACUUUAUCACAGUCCUUCUGCAAGAUCAUAUUGGUGGUCUUCAAGUUCUUCAUCAGAACAAGUGGAUUGAUGUACUUCCUGUGCCUGGGGCUCUAGUGCUUAUAUCAAAUGACAGAUUCAGGAGUGUAGAACACAGAGUAUUGGCAAAUCGUGCCUGUCCAAGAGUAUCUGUUGCGAGUUUCUUUAGCACAGGUUUUUUAGCAUUGCCACGAAUCUAUGGACCCAUUAAGGAGUUGCUAUCAGAAGACAAUCUUCCAAAGUACAGGGAGACAACUGAGAAGGACUUUAAUUCUCACUUCCAUAACAAAGGCCUUGAUGGGACCUCUGCCUUGACUCAUUUCAAGCUCUGA